AUGGCCAUGCGUUUCAUGAAUUCAUUUAAGGCAAGAAUGAUCGAUGAAGAGUUCAUACGGCAAUUCGCAGAGCUGUGCCUCAAGCAUACAAAGUUUGUUGAGGACGCUGACGCGAUACGACAGAUGCAGGUUGACUGGAUCCGUACAUGUGAACAAAGGAAACUAGCACCACUUGGGUUACGAUUGUACGAUUUGUUCAAACGUUAUGGAGUCAAUCUGGAAAACGACGAAAAAGUUCGCCUAUGGGAGCUUGUAGGAGAGCAUGAACUCCUAGCAAAACGUUGGAUUUACGAGCCGGAAGGAUUCCUGAAAAUCCGCUCUGAUGACGAUUUGAUUCGUUCUACAGACAUAUGGCAGAUUCAACAAGUUCUUAAGAACGAGGUCUCAACUCUUCGGAGUUCGGCCUCAUAA
Messenger RNA from Haemonchus placei, 411 nucleotides. NCBI's taxonomy places the organism in Eukaryota, Metazoa, Nematoda, Chromadorea, Rhabditida, Trichostrongylidae. The record is from the annotation of a GenBank genome assembly.